This is a messenger RNA of Durio zibethinus, 1569 nucleotides long. RefSeq lists its product as uncharacterized. The record is from RefSeq and is a predicted model, not a curated record. Lineage: Eukaryota; Viridiplantae; Streptophyta; Magnoliopsida; Malvales; Malvaceae.
AAACAAAGCCCAAUUAUGAAGAAGGUAAAGUAAAAAACAUUGUUCAAACACAUAAUCAAAUAAAACGAACCGUACCUUUCUUUAAUCAAAUAAAGGAACCUUCCAACGGCUAGUUUCCAACGGUCGAAUUUGAUAUGCCCUCUCAUCUUUGCCCUUUAAAACAUACUGUUUUCUUUCCUUUCCCAUUAACUUUAUUGCUUUCUGUUUAAGGUUUUGUGCAGCUUCCUUCAAUCGUGCUUCAAGAAAAGUUUACUUUCCGGCGACCCAAAUCUUUUUUCCUGUGACUUGCUUGAUUAAUUGAGUUAAAUGGAAACGCCUUCAUCAACCAGAAGAGUCACCAGGUCACAGACUUUGGCUGCAUUGAACAACAGUAUCCCAGUUUCCAAAGGAAAGAAUGAAGAGUCUGAGAAGAGUAUGUCGAAAACAAGAACUAGAAAUGGAAAACAGCAACAAGAAAGGUCUGCUCUUAUUGAUAUAACAAAUGAUUCACCAAUUGUUGGGCUUGCAAUGGAGACACCAUCAUCUGCUAUAGCUAAGCAGAGGACUAGUAGAGCCAAGAACAUGAUGAUGACUCCAGGUUCUGGUGAGGCUUUGCUAAGAGGUCAAGUCAAGACUCUCUUGCAAAAGGUUGAAGAAGAAGCCGAGCUUUCAAAAGUUUCACUGGAGAGGCGUCCUUUUCUUCAUAUUCAAGGCUGUGUGAAUUCCCCGGUGGCACUUCUGGCCCCUACACCCGCAAAUACACCGCAGGUCUCAAAUCUUUCUGAGGAUGGAGGUAUUAACAAUAGCGGAUUGGGUUCAAUAGUAAUGGCUCAACCUGUUGCUGAAGAAGAGUUGAAGAUUUCUGAGGUGGUGAGUGGCAUCUUUGAUGGAAUGAGGCAAGAACUGAGUCUUGAAUCCCAGAAAAGUCCCAUAACUAGGUCUUUGCUGCUCGAUUUUUCUGAGAAAUCAGAAUCCUCAGAUUCAUCAGAAUGCUAUUCAGUGGUGACCGAUCAGGGAGUGAUGGCUGGAGAAAGUAGUGCAUGCAAAGAGAAGCCAUCACCUGAUGAUGACAACGCAUCUCUUUGGUCAAUCCAGGUUAAUGCAAGCACCUAUGAUGAAGAUGAGGAAAAAAUUGAAGAAAUGGGAGAUGACUACUAUGAAGAUGAAGAUGAAGAAGAAGAAGAAGAGGUAGAAGAGGAUGAUGGAGGAUUAGUUGAUAAGCUGUGUGAAGGUUUAAGCAAGAUAAGCAUGAAAGAGAUAUUCACAGGAAAGCACACAAGAUUUGUAUGCAACAGUGAUGAUGAGAUUGAAGGGGAAGAAGAGUGUGCAGAAAGUGAUGAUUCAGCUGGCGUCUCCCUUGAUAUAAUACGCUUGAAGGGCUUGCCAACACCGAAAGGGAAGCACCUACGCUUUCCUCUGGAGGUGCAAGAAGAUGACUGAUAACUUUUUGGUUUUUAUGGUGGGUAUUUGUUUGGUUGUCUUUCUUGACACCCAUCUCUGGACUUCUUUUUCUCAUUCACAACUUACUUUUGUCAUUUCUCCAAAAAUAAAAAAAUAAAGGGGAAAAAAGGUCUAGAUUGUUUCUGGGUA